GGAGGAAUACUGGGAACACUGGAAUACUGGAAUACCACUUUAACCUGCUGUGACCAAAACACACGUCUGAAUUCCUGUUUGAACUGCCUGCCUGGUGAGUUUUUAUCUUCAAUCAGAGACGAAAUGGCUUCCAGCUCAGAGGAGGAUCUCUGCUGUCCUGUCUGUCAGGACGUCUUUAAAGAUCCUGUCCUCCUGUCAUGCAGCCACAGCUUCUGUAGAGCCUGUCUGCAGAGCUGGUGGACAGAGAAACCAAUAAAAGACUGUCCAGUUUGUAAGAGAAGAUCUUCAAAGAAUGAUCCACCUUGUAACCUGGCGUUGAAGAACCUGUGUGAGGACUUCUUACUGCAGAGAGAUCAGUCAGAGCUUUUUUGCAGUCUGCACUCUGAGAAACUCAGGCUCUUCUGUCUGGACCAUCAGCAGCCAGUGUGUCUCGUCUGUCGAGAUUCAGAAACUCACACCGACCACAGAUUGAGACCCAUCAACGAAGCUGCACGAAACCACAAGAAGGAACUUGAGGAAUCACUGAAGCCCUUCCAGGAGAAACUGGAGCUCUUUAAUAAAGUUAAAGCAAACUGUGAUGAAACAGCAGAGCACAUUAAGGUCCAGGCCCGACACACAGAGAGGCAGAUUAAGGAGGAGUUUAAGAAGCUUCACCAGUUUCUCCAAGAGGAAGAGGAGGCCAGGAUGGCCGCUCUGAGGGAGGAAGAGGAGCAGAAGAGUCGGACGAUGAAGGAGAAGACGGAGGCUCUGAGCAGAGAGAUGGCAGCCCUUUCAGACACAAUCAGAGCCAUAGAGAAGGAGCUGAGAGCUGAAGACGUCUCAUUCCUGCUCAACUACAAGGCUACAGUGGAGAGAGUCCAGCGCCCCCUGCUGGAGGAUCCACAGCUGCUCUCAGGAGCUCUGAUAGACGAGGCCAAACACCUGGGCAACCUGAGCUUCACCGUCUGGGACAAGAUGAAGGAGGUGGUCUCCUACACUCCUGUGGUUCUGGACCCCAACACUGCCAACACAGAGCUCGUCCUGUCUGAAGAUCUGACCAGUGUGAGACAAGGACAGAGACAGAAACUUCCUAAAAACCCAGAGAGGAUUGGGGGUGUCCUGGGAUCUGAGGGCUUCAGCUCAGGGACUCACAGCUGGGACGUUGAGGUUGGAGAAAGUCCUGGCUGGUUACUGGGUGUGAUAACAGAGUCUGCCCAGAAGAAGAAAGAUCCACAGUCUGGAUUAUGGACAGUAGUUCUCACUCAGGGUAAAUAUGCAGCCGUCUGUGAAACAGAUAAAGUCACGACUCCAGUGCAUAAGAAGCUCCAGAGGAUCAGAGUUCAUCUGGACUGGAACAGAGGACAGCUGACCUUCUCUGAUCCUGAUACUAACACACACAUACACACCUUCACACACACUUUCACUGAGAAGCUGUUUCCAUUGUUUGAUACUAAACAGAAAGUGCCUCUGAAGAUUUUACCAGGGCAUGUCUCUGUAGGAGUGAAACAGCACAGGUAGAGAUGAUGCUGAUGGUUUUAAUUCUGGUUAAGAUGAUGAUGAUGAUGAUGAUGAUGAUGAUGAUGAUGAUGAUGUCAUGCUGUAUUGCAAGCCAUCUGUUUUUAGCGGUAAUUAGGGUAAUUCUCUCAUUUAAAGAAUUCAUUACAUAAACAUCAGAAAUAGUUUUUAUUUCCAGGGCAGUUUCAUGUUU
Messenger RNA from Myripristis murdjan (pinecone soldierfish), 1687 nucleotides. RefSeq names its product tripartite motif-containing protein 35-like. The record is from RefSeq and is a predicted model, not a curated record. Lineage: Eukaryota; Metazoa; Chordata; Actinopteri; Holocentriformes; Holocentridae. The transcript has 3 exons. Bases 124 to 1497 code for a protein of 457 amino acids. Gene Ontology annotation, molecular function: protein binding; zinc ion binding.